Messenger RNA from Linderina pennispora, 1621 nucleotides. RefSeq lists its product as uncharacterized. NCBI's taxonomy places the organism in Eukaryota, Fungi, Kickxellomycota, Kickxellomycetes, Kickxellales, Kickxellaceae. The record is from RefSeq and is a predicted model, not a curated record. The coding region runs from base 65 to 1477 and encodes 470 amino acids. The transcript has a single exon. Gene Ontology annotation, biological process: protein import into nucleus; ribosomal large subunit biogenesis.
GCCGCUUUCCCUUCUGACGCAUACACUUCCACACUUCUCUACACUAUUUUCUCUACAUUCAAAAAUGGGCAAGGCUCCUAAACGCACAUUCAAGGAGAGGGCGAACCCGAUCAACGCGGUUUCUGUUCAGGGUGCCGUCACCACCGUACAAAGCAAGGAAGAGGUCCCUGUUCUGCUAAAGAAGCUGAACUCGCCAGAGGUCAACGAGCGCGUAUGGGCCGCUGCUAGCGCCAGCAACCUACUGGCUUCUGACGAUUCCAAUGUGCGGCGGCUGCUGCUCGCCAACAACGCCAUCAGCCUUCUGAUCGAGCGUCUGUCGGACGAUUCAGCCGAUGUGGUGGUUCAGGUCGCCGGAGCGCUGCGCAAUCUGGCUGCAGUCGACCAGGGCGCGGCCGAGGAGAUGGUUCGCAGCAAUGUGUUUAUGGCUAUUCACUCGGUGAUCCCGCGACUUGCCAAGUCGAUCGACGACAUUCUGAAGCAGAACGAGGCAGGCCAGAAGCUAGAUAUGGAGGAGCGCAAGGUUGUGUUCCUGACAGCUGACAAUCUGAUCUCCGUCCUGUGGGCGCUGUGUGAGACCGUGCCGAGCUCGCUAAAGACGAUCAACGACAUGGGAGUCACGCCCUUUUUGGUUUCGUUCUUCAAUGUUGUCGAUAAGCUGCCUACGUCGCUGGUGCAGACCGCCGGCCAAUUCCUGUACACUCUGUCAGACAGCAAUAAGCAUGCGCAUGGCGCGCUGCUUGCACAGACCAACGCUGCCCCGAACAUGUUCAAGAUCCUGGCCGCCGAGAGCGUCGAGAACACGACGCCCGAGGGCCUGGCAGUGGUGCGCAUUUUGGCUGGCGGGAUCCUGCUCAACAUCAAGCCUAUGGCUAUCGACAAGAUCAUGGCGGAGCGUAUGGGCACCGAUGAGGAUGGGAUCGAGGAGAAGCUGAAGCCCUGGGAGGACCUGUCGCGCAACCUGCUGCAGGUAAUCUCCCAAUUCAUGUCGCUGGAUCUCAACGAGACUGCGGGCCAUGCCGCUGAGGCCAUUCGGGGCCUGAUCAGCAAGCAGGCGGAGGCAGUUGCCAAUGGAGCUGAGUCGGCGUCAGAGUCGGCGCAUGAGAUCCAGCUCGAUAACAUCAGCACGCGUCUUGGUCACCUGCAGCUGGCGCUGGAGUUGGCAGCCAAUAUCUUUACUGACGAAGGCGCAGAGGAAGCCGAGGAGGCCAAUCCGAAGCCCAAGAAGGAGAACGACGAUCUGCUAGGCGAGGACUCGGAUGCUGAUCUCGAGAUGGAUGACGGCGAGGACAACAGCGAGGACGAGAUUGACGAUGUCGACUUUGGCAACAAUGACGAGGAGGACUUUGACGAGGGCGACAUGGUCGACAUUCUGGCUGAUGAGGGAACCCUGGCCAACAAGGCCGACGAGGUCGUCGAGAACUCGAUUCUGGGGCUGUUCAUCAGGCACGAUUGUGCCGCAGCUACAAAAGCUUGCUGAGCCUACCUCGAUGUCGUCGCUGAGCACCGCACUGGAGGCCAGCAACACCCUGAACAACCCCAACGCGGUCCGCGCGGUCAGCGCAGCUGUGGACAGCUUUGUCGUGCUGCACGAACGCGCACUGGCCUGCUUCAACAACUUUUU